This is a messenger RNA of Diversispora eburnea, 2199 nucleotides long. The record is from the annotation of a GenBank genome assembly. NCBI's taxonomy places the organism in Eukaryota, Fungi, Glomeromycota, Glomeromycetes, Diversisporales, Diversisporaceae.
AUGUUUGGGCAACCAAUUUUAACCCAUCCGCAUUUUUGCUUCCCUACUUUAAACCAAAAAGCUCUAUUAUCACCAUGUGGUUUAGAAACUUUAAUUGGAAUUACUUUAUUAACUUAUAUAAUAUUUGGAAUUAUAAAGUGGACUUUAUUAAGAGUAAUAUCACGCCGUAAUCGUAUAAAUGAUAAUGAAGAAAUUUAUAAUAACCUAAGAAUCAAAGGAAUUAGAGGUUAUCCAAAAACCUUAAAUAAAUUAGUAAUUUCCAUACAAGUUCUUGUUGGACUUGAAGCUUUAUUAAAUAUAAUAUAUACUUCAGUAGAAGAUCAACAAGAACAAUUACAAUCUUCAACUUCAGGAUUUCAAAAACCAAUAGUUGAAGAUCCAAAAUAUCAACCACCUCACACUUUAAGUGACUUUUAUUCAAAAUUUAAAAAAUUAUUACCUUUUGUAUGGCCAUCUCAUGAUAUCAAAUUACAAAUCGCAAUUGUUAUUUGUAUGUUACUCUUAGUCAUGGGACGUAUUGUCAAUGUAUUACUUCCUUAUCGUUAUAAAGGACUUGUGGAUCGUUUACAAGAAGAAGAAAAAGUUUGGAAAGAAAUUUGGAAAGAAAUUUUAUUAUUUAUCGGAUUAAGAUGUUUACAAGGAGAUGUAGGACUUGUUAAUACUGCUCAAAGUUUAUUAUGGAUUCCUGUUGUAUCCGUUAAAAUGUUUGAACAUUUAUUAAAUUUAUCAUUACGUUUUCAUCUUAAUCGUAAAACUGGUGAAAUUUUACGCGUCCAAGAUCGAGGAGUCUCUUCUAUUGUUUCAAUUCUUUCUUCGGUCAUUUUCAAUAUUAUUCCAACUCUUGUUGAUAUUGUCAUUGCAAUUGUAAUCUUUACUAUCGCGUUUGAUCUAUUUUUUGGGAUGAUUGUAUUUGCUACAAUGUCUUUAUACAUUGUUAGCACUAUUAUUAUGACUGAUUGGAGAACAAAAUAUAGAAGAUUAACUAAUUUAUUAGAUAAUAAUAUGGAAGCGAAAGCUGUUGAUUCGCUAUUAAAUUAUGAGACUGUUAAAUUAUAUGCUGCUGAACCUUUUGAAGCAAUUCUAGAUUAUCAAAGUGCCGAUCAAAAAUCAAAUUUCACUUUAUAUAUUUUAAAUACAGCUCAAAAUUUAAUAAUUCAAUGUGGUCUAUUAGCAGGAUGUAUUUUAUGUGCAAGUCGAAUAUCUAAGGGUGAAAUGAAUGUGGGAGAUUUUGUUAUGUACCUAACAUAUAUAUUACAAUUAUAUGGACCUCUUAAUUGGUUUGGUAAUUAUUAUAGAGUUAUUCAAAAAAAUUUUGUGGAUAUGGAAAAGAUGCUUGAUCUCUUACAAGAAUCUCCUGAGAUUAAAGAUUUACCUCAAGCUGAUCCAUUAGUAAUUAAAAAAGGAGAAGUCAUAUUUGAUAACGUGUCUUUUGGUUAUAAUGCCAAAUUUCCUACUUUAAAAAGUAUUUCAUUUACUAUUCCAAGUGGAUCAACUGUUGCUUUGGUGGGUCCAUCAGGUGGUGGUAAAUCAACUAUUAUACGUCUUCUUUUUAGAUUUUAUGAUGUUCAAUCUGGUCGAAUUCUUGUUGAUGGACAAGAUAUUCGUCACGUUAAACAACAAGAUUUGAGAAGUUGUAUUGGUAUUGUUCCUCAAGAUACAGUUUUAUUCAAUGAUACAAUAAAAUAUAAUAUUCGGUAUGGUAAAAUUGGAGCUAAUGAUAGGAUGGUAGAAGAAGCUGCCAGAGCCGCUCAAAUUCAUGAUAAAAUUUUAGGUUUUCCCGAAGGGUAUGGGACAAAAGUUGGUGAAAGAGGUUUAAGACUUAGCGGUGGUGAAAAACAGAGAGUUAAUCCACAAAUUGUUUUGCUUGAUGAAGCUACUUCUGCGCUUGAUACUCGUACAGAAAGGCAUAUUCAAAAAUCUCUUCCACAUCGUCUUUCAACUAUUGUUCACGCUGACCAAAUUCUUGUUUUACAAGAUGGCGAAAUUGUCGAAAGAGGUUCGCAUAUAGAAUUAAUGCAAAAGGAAGGUGUAUAUUAUAAACUUUGGAAUAAACAAUUAAAACACCAUGAAAAGGUGAAAAAGGAAGCAGAAAUUCAUCAGCAGGAUAGUGGUAUUACCACUAAAGUUGCUUCUUCGGAUUCUGCUUCAAUUUCUAAUACGAUGCCUAGUGUAAAUAAUAAUUUAAAAAUAGAUGUAUAG